CAGAUGAAUAUCGAGUGAUGUUUAGAUUGACAAUCAACAACAAAAAUCACAUCUACUGAUCAUCAACAUCCAUUGGUAGUCUCGGCCACAAUAUCUUGCGAAGACCUAGCUGCGGCAGCUAGUUAGCAAGAAAGAUGUCGUUACCCAUCAAUUGGUCUUCGCCUUCCACUUAUCUGCAUAGACCUAUUUUCGUUGCAGGUAUAGUGGCAGGCAUUGUAAUUUUGGCAACGUUUGUAGCUUUACUGUUCCUAUUCUUUUGGAUCACAAUCUCUCGAUCUCCUUCAACUACCAGUAAAGCUUCUUUAGGUCGUUCGGCAGCCGUUGUUGUACUAGGGGAUAUUGGAAGAAGUCCAAGGAUGUGCUUUCAUGCACAAAGUUUAGCAGAAGAUGGUUGGCGAGUUGCGAUGGUGGGAUACAAAGGAACACCACCACCGCCUCCGCUAAGAAGAUCUUCGGUUAAACUUCAUUAUGUCUUUCAACCUUUUGCAAAGCUCAUCAAUAUACUUCCGAAAAGAGGUGGUGCUUUUGCUUUGCUCACUGCUCCCCUAAAGGUGCUUGGACAAAGUUUUGGUCUGUUUUGGAUCUUGGCAACACAAGUUAGACCACCACCAGAGCUAAUCAUCGUUCAAACACCGCCAGCUUUGCCUUCGCUAUUUAUCGUUCGUUUGGUCGGAAUGUUACUCGGAAGUCGAUUGAUUAUCGAUUGGCACAACCUUGGAUACUCUAUAUUGGCAUUGAAAUUUGCACCAACAAGUUUGAUCGUACGUACGUAUUGUACUUUGGAGAAAUGGUGUGGCAGGAGAGCAUUUGCUCACUUGUGCGUCACAAAGGCAUUACGAAAACAUCUUCAAGAAUCCUGGAAAGUCAAAGGACCGAUCAGCGUUUUGUACGACAGGCCUCCUUCGCAUUACAGACGUGCAACUGUGUUUGAAUCUCACAACCUUUUCUCUCGCUUGAUACCCACAAUAUCUCCGCCAAUCAAGUCUGAUUGGUUUCGACAGCAAAGCACAAAUAACGAUUCAAAAUUGAACGAGUCACCUUUCACCAGGGGAGAUAAUAGCUAUGCUGAAUGGCGAGAUGAUAGACCAGCAUUGGUGGUUAGCAGUACGAGCUGGACAGAGGAUGAAGAUUUCGGAAUGCUGCUAAGAGCUGCAUCGUUGUAUGAGAAGCGAGCACGAUUACUCAAUCGAGAAUCAGGCGGUCGCAAGCACUAUCGCGAUUCGCCUACUUUGCUUGAAUCACCUAUGCUGGACAGUCAUGGAUUGGCUAUGGGUUGGUCAGGAGGAAAUAUCGAAUCGAAAAGAGACAAAAAUCGCAGAGCGUCACUUUCGGUAGACAAUCUACCGAAAGCUACCAGACUUCCAAAAAUGCUCUUGAUCGUAACAGGGAAGGGUGAAUUGCGUGAUCAAUACGUACGCGAGAUUGAACGAUUGGAAAGGGAAGAAGAAUGGCAGUAUGUGCGUAUACGCACUGCAUGGCUUCAAGUGGAAGACUAUCCGACCCUUUUGGGAUCGGCAGAUAUUGGAGUAUCUCUGCAUUCCUCAUCUUCGGGAAUGGAUUUGCCGAUGAAGGUGGUAGAUAUGCUUGGUUGUGGCUUGACGGUUUGCACGCUUGGAUUCCCAUGUGUGAACGAACUUGUACAACAGGGGAACAAUGGACUAGUAUUCUAUAGUGACAAAGAAUUGGCAGCGCAAUUGGAAUCUCUGCUAGCACAACACCCCGACCCGAAUUGGCUUGCUCAUCGUACGCAACCGAUGAUUAGCUUAUUCCCAGAAGAUAUCCCAAGAUCACCUCCGAUUUCUUCAUCCUCUUCGCCUGUGAUUGGAUUCGGAGUAGAUGCUCCUCGAUCUUCUUCUCCACCACCGAUGAACGAAAACCCUGUUCAUCCUUCUUCACCUUUGCCGUUCUUUACGCUCUUACAAAGUCCUAUGCAAUCAAUCAUGGAUCUGCCCCCGGGGUCAAAUGGGAACGGAGAGAAUUAUGGAGAAGGAGAAGAGUAUUAUGAUCUUACAAAGACACGGAAUUGGAGUGGAAAUUGGAAACGAGUGGUACGACCGCUGAUUAUGAAAGCUGAUUUGGAAGAUGAAAAGGAAGCGAGAAGAGGCAUGUCACCAAAUAUUCGUAGAACACCAAAAGGUACUCCUCCCAAUCGCUUGAGCAAGAAUUCAACGCCAAGGUCAAGUUUUGAAUUGUUGGACCGAUUGAAUGGCGGCGCUGAAUCCACGGCUGGAGAUGCACAAGAACAUGCGGGUGAUUUGCGUAGGAGGAAAUUACAGUAUGACGAAGAACCUCGAUUCGGUCGAAAUUUAUCACCCGAAUCAAGUCCACCGAAAGCAUCACAUUCUGCACAUCGUCGUAGUUCGGGUGAUGUGAUUAGCAAUCAUGCACAAUUGGCAGCUUUGCAAGAUCCAAUAGAGAUUCGUGCAGGAUCCAAAAUCCCUGGCAUUCAUAUUAGCGCUCCAACUUCGUAAGAGGGAACAAUUCUUGUAAUUGUAUGUAUUUGUAGGGAAAGGGUUUAUGUUGAUAAUAUA
Molecule: messenger RNA, 2531 nt
Organism: Meira miltonrushii
Lineage: Eukaryota; Fungi; Basidiomycota; Exobasidiomycetes; Exobasidiales; Brachybasidiaceae
Exons: 1
Coding region: 135-2471 (778 amino acids)
Cellular component (GO): endoplasmic reticulum
Molecular function (GO): mannosyltransferase activity
Source: RefSeq, a predicted model, not a curated record